Parnassius mnemosyne (clouded apollo) is the source of this 3009-nucleotide messenger RNA. The record is from the annotation of a GenBank genome assembly. Lineage: Eukaryota; Metazoa; Arthropoda; Insecta; Lepidoptera; Papilionidae.
GACCUCUCGGUCGAAGUUGGACUUACCUAGUCGGACUAUUUGUCCCAGGUAAACAUACUCGUCAACAACUUCGAGCUUAGUGUUCCCAACAACUACCGGCAUAGGUGUGACAUGGACAUUAAAAAUGAUCUUUGUUUUGUCCAUGUUCAUCUUAAGACCUAUCCGUUGGGAAGCACUAUUGAGGUCAUUGAGCAUAGUGCUUAGGUCCUCCAGCGAUUCUGCCAUAAGAACUAUACCGUCGGCAAAUCGAAGAUGAGUGAUGUACUCGCCAUUGAUGUUGAUACCGUAUUCUUUCCAGUCCAGAAGCUUGAAAACGUCUUCCAAUGCAGCGGUGAAGAGUUUCGGGGAUAUGACGUCACCCUGUCUUACACCUCUCUGCAAUUGGUAUUUCGUAGUCUGGUUCUGUACUCUGAUAGCUAUCGUAGCCCUACUGUACAAGCAUUUCAGCACUUCGAUAUACCGACAGUCUACUUGGCACCGCUGAAGGGACUACAGCACCGCCCAAAUUUCGACGGAAUCAAAGGCUUUCUCAUAGUCCACAUACGCCAGACAUAGUGGCAAAUUGUACUCCUCUGACUUUUGUACAAUUUGCCGAAGGGUAUGUAUGUGGUCUAUGGUGCUAAAGCCUUUUCGGAAACCGGCUUGUUCGGGAAGCUGGAAGUCGAGACGAUUCGUAAUGACUCGAAAACAGCACGUAGACGCGGCUCAGAAGGCAAAUCGGUCAGUAGUUCUUCAAGAGAGCGUUAUCGCCUUUCUUGAAGAACAAGACCACCGCACUUCUGCUCCACGCCUCCGGUGUAAUGCCACCAUGGAGGACGGAAUUAAAGAGCUUCUGAAGGACUUCAAGUACCGGUUUUCCACCCGCUUUCAGAAGCUCCGCUGUAAUUCCAUCCUCGCCUGGGGCCUUGCCGUUUUUAAGGUGCUGGAGAGCCAUUCUAAUCUCGCUCAGACUGACGUCCGGGAUAGCUUCGGAAUAGUGUCGGAUAAGCCUCGCUCUUGGAUCGUUACACACUCUCGCGUGUGGCUCCAACGAUGACGUGUACAGCUGCCCAUAGAACCUCUCAAUCUCACUCAAAAUCUCAGGUGCCCCGGAAACGAUGCUGCCACAUUCUGUCUUCAGCUUUGACAGUUGGAUCUUUCUGCCAGACAGAUCUCUGGCAAAGACUUUGCAGCCUUGGUUCCACUCGAUCGCUUCUUCAAUAUGAGCUGUAUUGAAGUUGCGUAAGUCCCGUCGCAUGCAUUUGGAGAUCUGUCUGUUCAGUUGCCUGUAUGCUGUCAAAUCUGUUGAAGAAUGUAGCUUCAUCUCCCGUCUAACAGCCAUGAGAUUAAGAGUGUGAUCGGAGAGUUUUUGUGUUCUUCUGCGGCGGGUCGUGCAGAACUUAGCUCCGACCGCAUGGACAGUUUCCACGAGCUUGUCAUUCAUAUCGUCCACUUCAUUGCAGUCUUCUAGGCACUGAAAACUGUUUUGUAACUCGGGCUGAAAGGUUUCGGGACUUAGAGCACGAGGGGGACGGAGCGUUGACUUCAUUAGACGAGACCUCUCCAACUUAACGUUUAGGUUCAGUGUGCCUCUAACCAUUCGGUGAUCGCUGCCGAUUUUCAUCCUCUCGAUCACUGAGACAUCACUGAACAGUUCUCUCUUGUGCCUAGUUUUGCAUUGAAGUCUCCCAUUAACACCGUAUAUUGGGUUUUGGAGGAAUGCAUGGCUCUAGAGAUAUCCUCAUACAUUUCCUCCACCUCCUCAUCGGGGUGUGCCGAGGUUGGUGCGUAAACCUGUAUGACCUUCAGCGAAUACCGUUUGGUGAUUCUGAGUAUAAGGUACGCAACCCUCGUCGACACACUCUCAAUCUUUACAACGUUGUUAACGAGAGACUUGUGGACGAUAAAUCCGACACCUCCUUGGGACAGAUGGUCGCCCUCCCGGUAAUAGAGCAAGUUGUUUGUUUCAUUACCGUUUCCUCCUCCUCUCUUCGGACUUCGGAUAAUCCUAUAAUAUGCCAGCGUAACUUGUCAAUCUCUUCUUCCAGCUCCACAAUCUUCUCGUGAGUCCUCAGGGUGCGUGCGUUGUAUGUUACCAGGUCAAGUCGUCGUAGGUGGCAACCGAACCUCCACCGGAGAUUCUUAGCACCCCCUGCCCCGCCGUUACCAUGGUCGCCACCGUAGCCAGGAAUAGCGGGGCCGUCGGGGACUGGGGGCCGUCUCUUAGUAACUUUAUCCAUUUGGGGGGUAUUUGCCAUAGUUGCCACGCUUGGCGAGCGGGUUGGCAACUGCAGUUUUUUUAUUGUAUUUUUGCUGUUAUCAGGAAGAUGCUGCUGCCAAUCUCCUGCCUGUUUCCCUUUGUCGCCUUUUACGACACCCACGGGAAGAUAUGGGGUAGUGGAUAUUCUUAACCGCCACUACACAUUGUGCACGUACGAUCAUUAUAAAAAAUAAUAAUUAAUACUCUUGAAUAAUUUCAGAAUGCUAACGAACAAAGCAAUUGGCGAAAUUCAGACAAUAAGACGUCGUCUUCGCCGCAAAGGAGUACACGCCAACAAAACUGGCGCAAAGAGAGUAACCCAUCGUUUAGUGGUAUUAGGCCGCCGCAGGCGUUCCCUGAUUGGACCAACUUUAAGGGGCCCGCGCCGGUGGUGUUCCCGGGCGCCGCGCCCCCCGCGCCCGCGCCCGUCCCGCAGCGCGCGCCCGCGUUCCCGCCGCACCUGCCCAGCGUCACGCUCGCGCCCACUUGCCACAACCGAGCGAAUCUUCCAUUUAUGCCAAAUCAAGGCAAGCCGCAUGCAUCGAAUACCCAGCAGUAUGCCAACAUAGCACCAAAUGCGGAUAAAGUGCACAACCCGUUUGUCCCGCUACAAGUUCAAACCAGUCAGAGACGCGUACAAAAUCAUAGUGGCCCAUCACAUAGUAGAAAGGAUUUGGACGGACUGCCGGCACCAAAGUCAAUCAUACCACAACCCCAACCUUACACUGAACCAGUCCUCCAACAACCUCAGAACUCAAGAAGUAAGCCAC